Molecule: messenger RNA, 908 nt
Organism: Salvia hispanica
Lineage: Eukaryota; Viridiplantae; Streptophyta; Magnoliopsida; Lamiales; Lamiaceae
Source: RefSeq, a predicted model, not a curated record
CUGUGCCCUACAUGUUCUUUAAACAAAAUUUCUAACUGUACGUUUUAAUUCGACAUAGUUCUUAAUUCUCAUACUACAAUUCAUUCCACGCGGCAGCUAGAAUCAUUCUUCAACACACUGCGAGCAGAAAAUACAUGUCAUUCAGAGGAAGAGGCGGCCGCGGCCGUGGUGGCCCCCCUAGAGCCAAGCAAAUGCCCUUCGAUCUUUUCCCGGAAAUUCCGAUAGGCGUUGUGAGGUAUUCUGUGGAAGAAGUAAACAAGUACUCUAGGUUUGUGUCUUGGUCACAGAAUCUGCACAUCUUUUUCGAGACAUCUCCUUAUCAUUACCAAGAUAGAAGGCUAACCUUACCGAAAUCGCAAAAAGUAGACAUAGAGAGGUACUCGGAUAAGAAAUUGCAGGCAACAAGGGUUAAACAACCACUCCAUCACUUAAUAAUGAUGGACAAAGAUCAUAUGCCUGCAGAACUAGUCAGAGGUGGACAUCACACUGUCAAGAGAGUCAAGUGGGACAAUGAAAUAGACUUGAACAAACUUGAUCAGUUUGAGAAGCUUGAGGAAAAGAAUAAGGGAACUGAAGAAGAAAACGAAGAGGAGGAAAUAGAAGAAGAGGAAAAUGAAGACAAUGAAGAAUUUAGUGAUGACGAAGAAUAUACGAAGGGUGAAUAUGUUGAUGAUGAUGAAGAUGACUUAAACAUGGAUGAGGAGGCGAACGAAGAUGAUAACGCGAUUUAUUGAGUUAGCAUCACAUUGUUCAACAACUUGACUACAUGUGGUAUAUUUUUGCUUGCAACAUAGUAAGCUCUAAUUUAGACGGUGUUAUAACACCAACUGCUAGUAGGAUUUAGACCUGGUUACAUGUUAUCAAUUUUUUUAGAUAUAGUACUCCGUAUUUACGUAUUGUAAAUGAAC